This is a messenger RNA of Sipha flava (yellow sugarcane aphid), 465 nucleotides long. RefSeq lists its product as uncharacterized. The record is from RefSeq and is a predicted model, not a curated record. The transcript has 3 exons. NCBI's taxonomy places the organism in Eukaryota, Metazoa, Arthropoda, Insecta, Hemiptera, Aphididae. The coding region runs from base 1 to 426 and encodes 141 amino acids.
AUGCACGACAGCAAAAGAAAAGUCACACAUCCGGCGGUAACAUGCACAACGGCAAAGGCAAAGAAGUUACACGCCCGGCGGGAAUACGUACCACCAGCUCGCUCGGUUGCAAGUGUCGCCCCGGAGCGUGAUGCUAACACGACGAAGAGCGCCGAACGAAAGUCUCAUGUGGUUAAAAAUCACAUGAAUCUUGAAGACCAUAGAAAGUGUUUGUUUGGAGAAGCUGGAGUGGAAUUGUACAGGGAGAAUGUAUCGAUACGAUCUUUUAACCAUCAGCUCAUGACGAUAAGCACUAAAAAAUUGACAUACAACAGCUAUGAUGACAAGAAGCAUACGUUGGAAGAUAAAGUUCAUACGCUUGCCCACGGACAUUAUAGAAUAGUAGAUGCAGAGUUGGCUGAUAUGAUGUCUGAUACUGGAUAUUAGGAUUUGUACAAACUUGAUAUAUAUAUAUAAUAUCACGCA